AUGUCUACUGACCGUUCUAUCACAAUUCAACUUCUCACUAUGAUAAUCAUUCUACUCUUCGCCUGUCUUCCCCUAUUCACGUUUGGCUCACACUUAUCUCACCUCCCUGCAGAGCGGAAAGCAUGUAAAUCGGAAAAGAUAACAUACAUUCCUGUUGAAAAAGACUUUUAUGAUGAACCCAUUGAGCUCUUUUUCGACUCUGGAUUGAAUUUCAACCAUAUCCCAGUCACCAAAAUUUUGAAAGAGGAAUGUGGACUCAUAGAUAAAGAGACUCCUUCAUUGAGCCGACGAGAUAAACGCUCGCCUUUUGCUCGGGGAAUUUACCGUCUUAGUAAAUACUUCAUUCACUUUUACCAAAAAAGCAAGAAGAUGCUGAAACCAGAACUAUUGAGAGGUAUUGAAAAAGUCGUGUCGAAGCUCAAUCAUAUUAAGCCAUCAACUGGAAAAGUCAAGUUUGCUGGAAUCGGAAAAUUCUUCCGAGAAGUAUGGGAAAACUUGGAAGAUGUUCUCAGAGAGGAGAAUGAUGACCACGUCAAUGUGAUUCUGGAGCACACAUUCAGAACAAGUCUCCAGCUCUUGAUUCAUCAAAAUGAAACCUCCGAAAUGAUCCUCAACCAUCCUAAAAUCCUCGACAAGAUCAAGAAACGUAUUCCAGUGGAAAAUCCAGGACUUUUGUCAUCUGUUAGAGUAUCGAGUGUUGAGUGUCAUCCAUUUCACAGAGAUUCUCAGGCUGUGCUCUACUUCAAACUGAGAAUUCCAAAGGUUGAACGCUUAACGAUCGAAAAGUGCGAUGACAUCGGCACAAUAACGCAGAACUCUUAUCAGUUCUACGAGAUUCCGACCGCAACAUUCAAACGAAACGGUCAUGUGUUCAAAGUGGACCUCGAAAAAUGCGUUUCCGAUUCGUUCACGUUUUGCCCAUUCGAUUCCAUUCGACCAACGGAUUGCUCAAAGGAGAAACUGCAACACUGCAAUUUAAAGAAAGAGGAACUUGGGAACUUUUCGAGAGAAUUGCAACAAGGAUUUGCAGUCUAUGGAGAUUUUAAGCAAAUAUUAAUGGAGAAGAAUGAGUUACAGGAUCUCUGGUUGGUGAAACCACGAACACUCUACCACAUUAUUCCUCAAACCAAUGAAACCAUUAUGAUCGGAAAGGAAACAUUGAAGCAGGACACUCACUCAAAUGUGACUGUCAUUCGUCAAGUUCAAUUUUAA
Molecule: messenger RNA, 1212 nt
Organism: Caenorhabditis briggsae
Lineage: Eukaryota; Metazoa; Nematoda; Chromadorea; Rhabditida; Rhabditidae
Exons: 5
Coding region: 1-1212 (403 amino acids)
Source: RefSeq, a predicted model, not a curated record